This is a messenger RNA of Diutina rugosa, 2979 nucleotides long. Its product is annotated as FG-nucleoporin. Gene Ontology annotation, cellular component: nuclear pore cytoplasmic filaments; nuclear pore. The record is from RefSeq and is a predicted model, not a curated record. Lineage: Eukaryota; Fungi; Ascomycota; Pichiomycetes; Serinales; Debaryomycetaceae. Gene Ontology annotation, molecular function: structural constituent of nuclear pore. Gene Ontology annotation, biological process: RNA export from nucleus; protein import into nucleus; post-transcriptional tethering of RNA polymerase II gene DNA at nuclear periphery. The coding region runs from base 1 to 2979 and encodes 992 amino acids. The transcript has a single exon.
AUGUUCCGAUCGCUGACUCUGUCAGGAUUCGGUGGUUUCGGCCAAAACCUGGGGACCACCAACAGUCCGUUUGGAGGUAGUGGCACUGCCAAUACCUCUCCGUUCGGAGCCAACAAUUCUGGAGGCACUGGGUUGUUUGGGGGUGCCAACACAAACACUCAGCUGGGAGGCGCCUUCGGCCAACUGGGAGGUGCCUUUGGGAGCAACACCACCACGUCGCCGUUUGGUGCCAACAACAAUACUACCGGCAAUGCCCUGGGAGGGUUGUUUGGCAGUAACACGAACUCCUCCCCCUUUGGAGGGGGCGCUUUCAACCAAAACGCCAAUACCACCAAUCAAGGCACGGCGGUGAAGCCAUUCCAACCAUUAGUUGAGAAGGAGAACAACUCGACUGGCCAUGUUGCAUUUGAAAACAUAUGUGCCAUGCCCGAAUAUAAGAAUUGGUCGUUUGAAGAAUUGCGCUUGAAGGAUUACGAACUUGGUCGCCGUUAUGGUGACGGUAAUGUUGGCAAUACCAACAGCUUUGGUCAACAAAAUUCCCUGGGCGGGUUUGGCUCGUCAUUUGGUCAGAACAACACCACAAACACUUUUGGCAACAAAUUUGGUCAAACCAACUCAACCCCGUUUGGUGGUGCUAAUACCCAAUCUGGCUUUGGUCAAUCAAACACCACCUCGGGUUUUGGUUCUGGCGGAUUUGGUCAAAAUAACACCAGCAGCGGGUUUGGUCAAAGUAACUCCACUGGCGGUUUUGGUCAGUCUAACACAGGCUUCGGUUCUGGUGGUGCAUUCGGUCAAAACAGACCUGCGUUCGGUGCCACUGGAAGUGGCGUUUUUGGUCUGAAUAAUGCCAAUAAUAGUACUGGUUUUGGUGGAAGCAGUGGUUUUGGCAAUAACAACACCACUGCUUCGUCCACCUUUGGGCAAACCUCCAACACUGGGGGAUUUGGCUCUGGGUUUGGCAACAAUCAAUCGAAGCCUGGUGGUAUCUUUGGCCAGAACAACUCCGGAAACGUUUUUGGUAAUAAUCAAAACCAAAAUUCAGGUGGCAUGUUUGGGAACAACAACACCAACUCCGGCUUUGGUUCCAGCUCGACUGGUUUUGGUGCUUCCCUGGGUGGCUUUGGGCUGAACAACAACAAUCAAGCUGGGGGGGUGUUUGGGCAAAACAAACCAAGUGGCGGUCUUUUUGGUAGCAACCAAAAUAACCAAACUGGUGGUUUAUUUGGAAACAACAAUCAAACUCAAAACCAAAAUGGUGGGUUGUUUGGCAAUAAUCAAAACCAAUCAGGAGGCCUUUUUGGGGCGAACAAACCCAACACGGGCUUGUUUGGCAACAACACGACAAACCAAAGCGGCGGUAUGUUCGGUAAUAACCAGAACAACCAAAACAACCAAUCUGGUGGUUUGUUCGGUAAUAACAACAUGAAUAAUAACCAAUCGGGGGGGUUAUUUGGCAACAAUAACGCCAAUAAUACAACUAACCAAGCCGGUGGUAUUUUUGGGAACAACCAGAACCAAAAUCAAAACAAUGCGGGUGGUUUGUUCGGAAGCAAGCCCGCAGGCACCGGCUUUGGUUCGUCCACUGGUGGCGGCUUGUUUGGUAAUAACAACAAUACCGCCAACAACCAAUCGGGAGGUUUAUUUGGCAAUAAUAAUAACAACUCAAGCAAUGCCUCUGGUGGUGGUUUGUUUGGCAACAAUAACAACAACAACUCUACUGGCGGAGGCCUUUUUGGAAACAACGCCAACAACAACAACGCAACGUCGGGUGGCCUUUUCGGCAACAAGCCAGCUACUGGGGGCUUGUUUGGAAACAACAACACAACCACCAAUACUCAGUCAGGUGGUCUUUUUGGCAAUAACAACUCUCAGUCUAAUAAUACUGCGGGUGGUCUUUUCGGUAAUAACAGCAACAACAACCAAGUCAAUAACAACCAAUCGUCGCUGUUAUUUGGAACCGGCAAUAUGAGCACACUUAAUCAGCAAGGUCAGCAACUGUUGGCAAACAUCAAUGCUGUCAACCCAUACGGGACUAAUCCUCUCUUCGUGCAAUUGUCCGAUUCUGCUGCUGAAAAGUUUGUGAAGCAAGGUCCCCAUGCUUCGGUCAUGGGUUCCAAGAAACCGGUCACUCUUUCAAGCGGAUCUAGAGCUAUCGCACCCUUGCAUAAGGCCACAUCUUUGAGACUGCGCCUUGCUGACCCUCAAGCUCUGGCCUCGGCCACUCAUCAAGUGUUGCUGCCUUCAACAGAGCUGCAAACGCCUUUCUCCGCUGAAACUGACGCGGCAAUUCUUUCGCUGGAUCUUUUCAAUCACAAUCGCUUCCGCAAAUUGGUUUUGGAUAAGCUGAAACAGUCGGAUUUGUUGAAUUCGACGUCACGUCCGAGCCCCAAACAAGUUCUGUUUAAGGAAUCGUCAACACCUGAUGACAGAGCCGAGAUCAUGGAUUCGGCGCAGGAAAGCGACACCGCUCGCACCACUCCUCAAGAAGUUGGUCCGCCAAAGACCGACGAAGCCAGUGUUGAGAAUGUUGAUGAUAAAGAUUAUUGGACGCUGCCGCUGAUUGAUGCACUCAAAAAGAAAUCCAUGGGAGAUCUUACCAAGGUAUCCAACUUGACAGUUGGUCGAAAGGACUUUGGUUCAGUAGAAUUUUUGCAACCGGUGGAUUUGACUCUGGUAUCGCCAACCGUGGAUGACCUUGUCGACAAAUUGGUGAAAAUAGACCAAGCUCUGGUAUUUAUUUAUCCCGAUGAUGAAAAGGUCCCUAUGAGGGGUGAAGGACUCAAUGUUCCUAUUAGAGUCACGCUUGAAAAUUGUUACCCGAUCAAUAGUGAGGAUAACCUACCCGUACUUGACCCUCACUCGCCACUUGUGACUAAGCAUAUUGAAGCGCUUAAGAAAUUGGGCGAACAGGGUCAAAAAUUCGAAAGUUACGACCCCGUGACGGGGACGUGGGUGUUCACUGCGGAGGGAUGUGAUUAA